Ceutorhynchus assimilis (cabbage seed weevil) is the source of this 16695-nucleotide messenger RNA. Lineage: Eukaryota; Metazoa; Arthropoda; Insecta; Coleoptera; Curculionidae. The record is from the annotation of a GenBank genome assembly.
AAAAUAAUAAACAGAACAAGAAAAGAACUGAGAACUGCCAAUUUGAUACCAAAAUAUUUCACAGAAGGGCGUCAAACAGGCUGCCAUGUGAUGCAUCGCAAUGCCCACGUCGUCUACGGCUCCUGAGCCGACGACGCGGCCCGAAGCCGCUAUGAGUCCCGAACAAGAGGCUUCGCCACCCCCGGCAGCACCGGGGGCAUCACCACCGCCACCUCCGACGCGACUUCCGUCACCAGCGGCCUCUACCUCGGACGUGGAACAAUUCGCUGGCAAAAUCGUCUACAAUCCAGAUGGUUCGGCGUACAUCAUCGAGGAUUCUGACAGCGAUUGCGAAACGCCGGCAGCUCAAGCUCCAGAAAAUGGUCCCCCUCUACAGGCUGUGUACGUCUCGCGUAUGCUGAGACAACCUAGUCGACCUUCUGAGCUUCCCGCGGUCCAUAGUUAUCGGGUGGUUGCUUUAAGGGACGCUAGGCCGCCGAGGCCCGCUUCUUUGCCCGUUAAACCUAUACUAAUGUGCUUCGUAUGUCGGUUAUCUUUCGGGUUUGCUAGAUCUUUCGCUAGUCAUGCGAGCGCGGAACACGGGGUAGUAUUGCAAGACGCGGAACGUGAAGUUCUUGCGCAAGACUGCGGAGCUAUACUACAGUGCGUGGGUGCCGAAAAGCGACCGGUAGUUUCACUGUUGGAACCUUUGGGUAGCCCUAUAGUCUCCGAACAGCAAAUGGUACAACAACAGACCUCAUUACCCAGUAGAGUAGAUAUGUUGCAGACGCAACAGCAUCAACAGCAAUCGAAUCCGGGUAAAUCUCCGAGUCCCCCUUUUGCGUCGCCACCAGCAUUUAUGACCGGUACGACGAUAGGAGUAUGUCCUGAACACCUCCAAGGCAGGCCCUCGGGGGUAGACUGUCAACGCUGUGAAAUGAUUCUCGCCUCAGGAAGGUUAGGUCCCGCAGGCCUCGCCAACGUCCACAGUAGAAACUCUUGUAAAACAUUAAAAUGUCCCAAAUGCAAUUGGCACUACAAGUACCAAGAAACAUUAGAGAUUCACAUGAAGGAAAAACAUCCGGAAGCCGAAACUAGCUGUAUAUACUGUAUAGCCGGACAACCUCAUCCUCGGUUAGCCAGAGGUGAAACGUACACGUGCGGUUACAAACCUUACAGAUGCGAAGUGUGCAAUUAUUCUACUACAACCAAAGGCAAUUUAAGUAUUCACAUGCAGUCAGAUAAGCAUUUGAACAACAUGCAAGAGCUGCAAAAUGGAGGCGGGCCGAAUGGAGAAGCUAGACAAGCUUCACCGAAAGCUCCCACCAUUCAUCACUCACCGGUCAGUUCGGGAGGACACAAACCAAAACCCAGUUUUCGAUGUGACGUAUGUAACUAUGAAACAAACGUGGCUAGAAAUUUGAGGAUACACAUGACAAGUGAAAAGCAUACACAUAAUAUGUUGGUUUUACAACAGAACGUCAAACACAUGCAGACUUUAAGUGCUUUACAUCAUCAACAACUUCCUCAACAGCAUAUGGAAAGCUUAUACGGAAUGUAUCCAGGCUUGGGAGAUAAACCAGAAGCUGCUCUCGCAGAUAUGGCUUACAAUCAAGCUUUACUCAUUCAAAUGAUGACGGGUGGUCAACUACCUAAUCAUGCGGGGCCUGCCGAAAUGGCUGCCCACUCCGACCUGGGUCUCAAUCCCGAAACAAUGGAACCUCCACCGGAACCAGCAGAUCCUGACCCAGAAAAGACUUAUCAAUGUUGCGUUUGUAACAUAUUUCAAACUGAUUCUCUUGAAGAAUUAGGGAGACAUUUAGCUUUAGACAGAACCAGACUGAGGGAGCAAGAAAUCCUAGCUGUAGUCGCAGGACACUACGUUUGCAAGCUCUGCACGUACAAAACGAAUCUCAAAGCUAACUUUCAGCUACACUGCAAGACUGACAAACACCUUCAAAGGCUGCAACACGUCAACCACGUCAAAGAGGGUGGACCUAGAAACGAAUGGAAACUAAAAUACGCUUCGGCUCCUGGUGGAGUUCAAAUUAGAUGUAAUGCAUGCGACUACUACACCAAUUCAGCACACAAACUUCAGCUACAUUCGGCCGCUGGAAGACACGACGCCGGCGUGGCGCUACUCAAACAUCUGAUGGAGAAAUGUGCACUUUUGCAAAUGAGCCAACCGAGAGUGUUUCAUUGUUCGCUUUGCGGGUUUUCCGCGACCAAUCGUUUACCGUUGUUGCAACACGUGAAAUCUUUGAAGCAUCUUCAUAUGGAGCAACUUCACCAGCUUCAAAGGAGAGCGGAAGGCAAGGAGUCGUCGCCUGAGAUUGGGGAAGUGUUUCAUGUUGUGCCUGGGCCAGUUGAUCAGAACCAAUCGCAAAGACAAACACCGGAAAGACGCGAUAGCAUCAACUCCGAACUUUCCCAACUUGAAACUACAAAUCAAGUGAAAACUGAACCAACCGACAUGGACGAACCAAAUCAUCUCGACUCGAAUCCGGGUCCCCACAUGUGUCCUUAUUGUGAUUACUCUAGUGAUAGCGAAAUGCGUAUUCAAGCUCACGUAUUAGCCCAACACAACCCCAGCCAUCAACAAGAACAGCAAGUGAUUCACUGUCCCUUGUGCCAAGAUUUGUUCAAAGACCGCACAAGUCUCGAGAGACACGUGAUGCAAAUUCAUUCGGUGAACAGUGAAGGGCUUCAAAGGCUGCUGAUGCUCGUUGAUCAAAGUCAUUGGCUGAAUCAGAGUUCUAGGACAUCCACGCCCAACAAUCCCUCGACGGCCGUUCAAAAUCAAAUUUCACCCAGUUCUGCGUCUUCCAAAGAGUCCAAUAAGCUUGAAAAAUGUGAUAGCAGCCAUAAUGAUGAGAAUCCUGAUCUUUUAUCUCCCUUGAGUGACGAUAUCAACGAAAAUGAAAGUGAGAGAUGCAAUACAUGCUUUAAAACUUUUAGAAAUAUUGACGAACUUUGCCACCAUCAAAACGAAACUGGGCAUCAGUUGGAAGUUAAACAAACUCCCAGUGGACCUGGAUAUGUUUGCUGGAAAAAAGGUUGUAAUCAAUUUUUUCCUACUGCACAUACACUUCAAAUGCACUUUAAAGAAAUCCAUGCUAAAAACUCAAUUGCUAAUAUGUCAGUGAGCGAAAAACAUGUUUAUAAAUAUCGUUGCAAUCAAUGCUCUCUAGCCUUCAAAACCUUAGAAAAACUACAACUACAUUCUCAAUAUCAUAUGAUUAGGGACGCGACUAAAUGCGUUUUAUGUGGACGAAGCUUUAGAUCUCUAGUAGCUCUCCAUAAGCAUGUAGAAAGUGUUCAUUCUGAGUUAACAGACGAAGAAUUGAACGCUUAUAAGCAAAGCCUAAUGAAUAAUCCCUUGCUUUUAGCUGGACUACAAGGGCAAAUUCUUGAUAAUUCCACCAAUGAGUUGUUGAAGAAAGAAACCAUGAGGAGUGAGGAAAAUGAUGGUGCAGCUGAAUGCGAUGACAGUAAAGAACUCAGCACACAGUCUCUCGAUGAUAGCAAUCAAAAUGAUGGAGAAAACUCAGACGACAGCAUUGUAUAUAAAGACCAGCAAUUUCUCGAAGACUAUCUUAACAGUCAAGCUAUGGCCGAAGAUAGCUAUAACGAUCCUAAUAGAAAAUACAAAUGUCAUAGAUGUCGUGUGGCAUUCACUCGGCAAAGCUAUCUGACAGCCCACAACAAGACGCUUUUACAUAGAAAAGGAGAAAAAUUAACUUAUCCAAUGGAAAAGUAUUUGGAUCCAAACCGGCCAUACAAAUGCGACGUUUGUAAAGAAAGCUUCACACAAAAAAAUAUAUUGCUAGUCCAUUACAAUUCAGUAAGUCAUUUACACAAAUUAAAAAGGGCAAUGCAAGAGCAAGCAAACAAUAACAACAACUCACCAGUGUCACCCAUUAUAAACACUCCGCAAGCGCAAAACUUGUCACUAACCCCUAAAAGUUCAGCCAGCGACGAGGACGAUAAGAAAAAAUACAGAUGCAACAUAUGCAAAGUGGCGUACACGCAAGGGAGCACCCUCGAUAUUCAUAUGCGUAGCGUGCUGCACCAAACCAGAGCCAGUAAACUGCAAGAUUUGGCAAUGACCGGUCAAAUUGACCUGUCCAAACCGUUAAUCGAGCAACCCGACGUCAUACAGUCUCCGAAACAACCCUCGCCGACACCGAGUGGUGGGGAAUCCGGCAAACGACCCUGCCCCACCCCACCUAGUCCAUCAGGUAUGCCAGGUAGUCAAGGGAUGUACUGUCCCAAAUGCGGCGCUUCUUUUACAACCCAAGAUCAGUUAAGCGCACACCAGUUGUACUGCUUGUUCGCGACGCCUAUGGCAGUAUUACAGGGUGCGAAUGAUGACCGGCAAGAAUCAGAACAAGACGCGCAAUCUAGAGCAAUGUCCGGCAAAAAAGGUUCGCCUAUUUACAAACAUUUGUUAGAAGGUUACGGUUUUGAUUUAGUGAUGCAAUACAACGAGAGCCAUCAAAGACGUCAGAGACAAGCGGAAAAAGAAAAAGCUGAAGCUGAACUGAAACUAAAAGAAAGUAGAGAAGAAUCUUUCAGAGAAGAUAUAAUGCAUCAAGAGCAGCAACAAGAACUUAGUGAAGUGGCUGAAGUGCAAGAAGAAAAGUGCGAAGAAAACCUAGAUAAACAACUUUCUAGUGACAAAGAAGAAGAGACUGGUAAUUUACCUGAAGUGGGCAAAUACACGUGCCAAACAUGUAAUAAGGAGUUUUCUAGUGUGUGGGUGCUUAAAAGCCAUUGUGAGGAAGUGCACAAAGACUUGGUUCCUUUAGAGUAUCUCGAAAAAUACGCACAACAAUUGAAAAAUGAAAUUGACAAGAAAACCGUAGUGGUUACAGCGGCUACAAGCUCCACAACUACGGCCGCGCCGCGCGUAACUACUCCAACAACCGUAGUAAGUGAUCGAGUUACUCCCGAAAUCGAAAACACCACUCCCGAAAAAGAACCUGACGAAAACAAAGAAACAUUGCGCGUCAAACUUAACCUCACAACACCUCCAGAAGCAGCUUCAACAGCUCCAAGUACCCCGACUAGUAGCACCACACCAGCUAGCUCGACGGAUUCGCUUCCAGCUAACAUCCAAGCCAUGCUAGCUCAAACCAUGGCCCAAAACCCCAUGGCGUUAGCUCAGCAAAUGUCCGAAAUGCAAGCGGCUCUAAACGUAAUGCAACUACAGCAGCUCAAUUUCAAUCCGGUAAUGCAAAUGAUGGGGAUGGGGUUGCCUUUGGGGUUGAACGCUUUGGCCGCGAUGAACCUGCAACCUCCUUUGGUGCCUAUGAUGAUGCCGCCACCUCCUUACGAUCCUAUGGGACAGUAUGGUGGACAGGAGCAGCAAGCCAUUAUGGCUAAGCAGCAGGCUGCUAUGAUGCAACAACAAGCGGUGGCCAACGCUGCAGCUAAUCAAAAACGUGCACGCACUCGUAUAACAGACGAACAGCUAAAAAUCCUUCGAGCUCACUUCGACAUUAACAAUUCCCCAUCCGAAGACCAAAUUCACGAAAUGGCCAAUCAAAGCGGCUUGCCCCCUAAAGUAAUCAAACACUGGUUCCGUAACACUUUAUUCAAAGAAAGACAACGCAACAAAGAUAGUCCUUACAAUUUCAAUAACCCACCUUCUACGACAUUAAAUUUAGAAGAAUAUGAAAAAACUGGAGAGGCGAAGCCUCUGAAUAGUUCAACUGGCAGCAGUUCUGAUGAAGCAAACAAAAGUAAAGAAUCUGUUUCUCCAGUACAAAUCCCUCUUCUACCGCAAAUAAUUCCUGAAAUAAAAAAAGAAAUAAAAGAAGAAUUACCUGACGAGCAUCUUCAUCAUCAUCAGGCAUCAAAAUUUGAACUCCAAAAACAACAACAUCACGACCUAAUGGAAGAAAAACAUCAGAAUUUUUUUAGUCUUCCCCCAAACUUGCAGCCGCCCCAGAGCCCAGCAACAUCAGUAGCUUCUACGGAGAGUAUCAACGUUUCCUCUCAACCUACAACACCAAACAAUCUUAGUCUCACAUCAAUUAUUGCUUCACAAUUGGGUGAUACUUUAACCACUAGUACACCUACGUUAAGUAUGACGCACGGCCUUACUAGUUCGAUGCUACCGCCUCCAAAAAUGAAUCAACAAAAUUUUUCAAAUCCCAACAGUCUUCAGGGGAUGCUGCCAUUAACACCAAACAGAUGCUUGAGCCCUAAUAGAGAUUUUUGCUCGAGCAGCCAAGGUUCUGGGGGAUCAACUGGCAAAAGAGCAAACAGAACUAGAUUUACUGACUACCAAAUUAAAGUCUUGCAAGAAUUUUUCGAAAACAACGCUUAUCCUAAAGACGACGAUUUAGAGUACCUUUCCAAACUUUUAAAUCUCAGCCCACGAGUAAUAGUUGUGUGGUUCCAAAACGCUAGACAAAAAGCAAGAAAAGUUUACGAAAAUCAACCAGCAGCCGAACCAGCACCAGGAAUUGACGAAGCUGGUGCAAACAGAUUUCAAAGAACACCCGGCUUGAACUACCAGUGCAAAAAAUGCCUUUUAGUAUUUCAAAGAUACUACGAAUUAAUUAGACAUCAAAAGACUCAUUGUUUUAAAGAAGAAGAUGCCAAACGUAGCGCACAAGCUCAAGCUGCAGCUGCUCAAAUAGCUGCCGUGCUAAGUUCUGAAGACUCCAACUCUAGCACAACUGAACAAAAUCAGCAACAACAACAAAUGCAAGGACCUCCUCAAAAUUUAACAAUGUCCUCUCAUCAAAACUCAAACAGCCAAGUCAUGAGUCCAACUCAACCGACAGCGCCUACCACACCUACUCCUAGCCAAGUAAAUUUUCCGAGUUCGUCACCAACUCCUUCCGAAACUAAGGAAGGCACCUUUCAAUGUGACAAAUGUAACUUGGUGUUCCCCAGAUUCGAACUAUGGAGAGAACACCAACUGGUUCAUUUAAUGAAUCCAAAUUUAUUCCCUUCAUAUCCUCCGGAUAGUCCGUUUGGAAUUUUGCAGCAACACGCUCAGCUACAGCAACUGAAUGCUAACCUUGGAGAAGUCUCCAAACAAAAUAAUCCAUUACCAGCAGCAGCUCAAAAUGUGCCACAUCCACUGAUUAACAUGCUUAAUAAUGUUACUGGUGGACAAAAAAGAAAAAUUGAGGAGUUCGGUGACGUGGAAAGCGAUGCCUCGGACCAACCCAAAGACAAAAGACUUAGAACAACCAUAUUACCAGAACAGUUGGAUUAUUUAUACCAAAAAUACCAAAUCGAAAGUAAUCCAUCAAGAAAAAUGCUGGAAAAUAUUGCUAGAGAAGUAGGACUUAAAAAACGCGUUGUCCAGGUCUGGUUUCAAAAUACCAGAGCUAGAGAACGGAAAGGCCAGUUUCGAGCUCACGCUCAAGUGAUCAAUAAACGGUGCCCUUUUUGCCCAGCACUUUUCAAAGUGAAGAGCGCUCUUGAAUCUCAUCUAACUACAAAGCAUGCUGAUCAAUGUGCUCGUGGUGAAAUCAAUAUUGACGCUUUGCCAGAUGAGGAAGUCAGUUUGGAAAGUGCUCCAAGUUUAUCAGGGGGAAGUGAAAAUAAAUUUCAACAACAAAAUCCUAGUUUGAUGCCUCCAUUAUUUCCUAAUUUACACCCGGAUAUGGAAAACUCAAUAAAAAAAUAUUAUGAAGAAAGCAUGAAGCGAUAUAUUAGUGAACUACAACAUCAUGCUUCCUCCACCAAUGGAGAUAAAAGCGAAAUUAAAUCGGAUAAGGGAGAAAGUGGUGAAAUCCCUUUAGAUUUAUCUAAGCCAGUUGACCUUUCUAGGCCCAUGAAAGUUUCCAUGGAGCAUGGAAAUCUUUGCGAUCCAGGCCCAUUGACUGAUCUCAGUGAACGCUCAUUAUGUGACGAACGUAGUGAUUCGAUGUCAGAAACUAAUGAAUUUUAUGAUGAUGAAAGCAACCCUACAUCCCCAGCAAGCAGUACUCAAAGUAAUACCCACAGACAACAUAACCAUUCUGGAGGAGCCAAAAGAUUUCGAACCCAAAUGAGUUCAGUUCAAGUCAAAAUCAUGAAAAUCCUAUUUACCGACUACAAAACGCCUACCAUGGCCGAAUGUGAGGCUCUGGGUAGAGAAAUUGGACUUCCUAAGCGAGUAAUUCAAGUUUGGUUCCAAAACGCAAGAGCGAAAGAAAAGAAGGGCAAGUUAGCUUUACAAAAAGUAUUAGGCCAGCCAGAGGGUGACAACCCUAUCCUUCCAGAAGACUGCAAAUAUUGCAACUUUAAAUAUUCGCACAAAUAUUCAGUACAAGAUCACAUCUUCACCAGAGGCCAUAUUGCCAACGUGCGCAUGCACCUGGAAGCUCAAGGGGGCAAAGAGGGUCAAGAAGGGAACGAGUUUCAAGUACCACAACUUCCUAGCUGUUCUGCCGGCGGUAUCAAUGCCGAUUCCACUUCGAAUAUGCAACAGUCCGCCAAUCAGCAACAAAAUCAAUUGAACAAUAAUACGCAUCUUCAGCUGCUUCAGAUGGCCGGCAUGCAAGUGCCGAACACCAAAGGUCCAGAACAAGAGGAGACUGCUGAAAGUUUGUUUCAGCAGUUGUACGCGUUGGGGAACAAUUCCAACUUUGGGGUCCAGAACCAGUACGUUCAUCAUGCGAUGUUUGGAGCUAAUGCUUACGAAUCAGCACCGUGCGAGUAUGGACCAAUCCUGACCUCUGUAGGCCAGGGGGAGCCGGAGGAUUGCUUCUAGACACUGGAAGCGGUCCGUCAUUUCUACCUCUACCUCCUCAAGUUCUAGAACAAGUGGCACAAAACAACACUGAACCGGGUGUAACAACCCUAAAACUGCCUGACACCACUUACCAAAGACCAGCGGAUUUGCCCAUCAAAGACACUGACAUGGAACUGUGUUUUGUUUGUAAAAAAUGUCGCAUGGCUUAUCCAGGUGAUUCUCCUUUACUAACACAUCAACGUCAAUGCUACGGCCCUAAUCAAGAAUCCAGAGGGGCUUUCAGAAUCGUUCAAACAGCUUACGAGUGCAGACAAUGCAAUAAUGGCGAAAAAUUCAAAAGUUUGAUUGAAUUGAAAGGUCAUUUUAAGUCUGACGCUCAUCAACAAAGAAACGGAGGGCCUCCACCUAGCGAGAGCCCUUUGAGCCACGAAAUGGAAGAUGUGGUUAAUCAAAUUACUUUGUUGGCUGCUAGGGCGGCUCAGGAAAGCCCAGUGCCACAAGGGCACUUGCUGGAUUCUAAUUCGAACGCUUUUUGUCAGCCUAGCGAACCUAAAAGGAGAUUUUUGAGUCCGACGCAGGCUCUAACUAGUGCUGGACACUAAGUGGCCAAAUAUCUAAAGCCUAAUCUAUGUGGACAAAUUAAUUAGACGAAUCUCUUUAACUAAAGACAUGUAGUAAGAUAAGCAAAAUCAUCGUAGCUGUGUAAUAUAUAAUAAUUAAUUAUUGUUGUAUGUACCAUAGAAAAAAAGGUAGGGUUAUGUUUCCUAUAAUUGCAACUGAUAGUUACUAUUAAGUCGAAGCGCGGGCGCGAAGGUUUACGAACGGUUAAAGCCGAUGAAAUAGCCUGACUGCUCGUGCACAAUACCAGUUCCUGUCAUUUUUUUCCGUGUGAUGUAAAUAGAAAAUUUUUUGCGACAUGAAUUGUUCCUAUAAAAAAAAAAUGUAAUCUAAAUCUCGCGUAAUAAUAUUAUAUUAUACCGGACGAAUCAAAAACUACUAAGUAGUGUUUUUGAUUUGUACUCGUAUAAAUAAACUGCAUGCGCCAUUUUUGCGUGGCGUCCAGUAAAGCAAGUUCCUAUUGGACACGAGCCGUAUACCCUGUUCCUCAAAAUAAGAAAAAGACGACUCGCAAACUAACGGCCGUGUCCAUUUUUACUUAUUAUUAUUGAAUAAUAAAUUUUUGCAAAAAAAAGAAUCUUUUUAUUAUUAUUAUUAAUUUUUUAAUUACUUAUUAAUUCAUUAUGAAAAGUUGAUCACUCUGUAUUUAUUCAAAAAAAAAAUCAGUGAGAUUAUCAUUGGACAUCGCUUAUGCAAUUCAACCUCGCGAUAAUCUCACUUAAAAAAAUUUGUAUGUAUAUUUAUAUGUAACUGAUGAAAAUAUCAUGCUAGAGCGGGAGAAAAAAUGUUGUGCUUGUUUUUAAGUAUUUCGCAUGAAACUUUUAAUAAUAUCCCCCGAGAUCUGACAAACUUGGUUCCUACUAAUAAUAAUACUAAUUAAUUAUAUAAAUUAAGUACAGUGGUUGAGGGCGACGUGCACUAAAUUUGGACAAGAAACUUGGAAGAAAAGAGUUUUCAGUGUGUCCGGCCGAAUUUUUAAAAGGUAGGUGGAUAGUUAUUUUGUUUGUUGGAUUAAGGAUUAAGUGCAAUAUAACGUGUGGUGUUUGGAGUUAAUUAAUAUUGAUCUGUGUUUUUAUAUUUUUGAUUUGUGUUUCAAAAAAUAAUGCUGGUAUAACAGAAAUUACUUGCUGUAUAACUUAGAAAAGAGAAAGUAUUUGUAUGGUGAAAUUGGUCAAGGAAAUUGGUGAAAUUUGUUUAUAAUAAUAACCGAUUAGAAGGGAAGAUGAUACCUUUGUAAGUGUUGAAAAUCUUGCCAUUAUUCUCUAUGUACAAGUGAAAUCUUUCUCGUAUACUUCUUGUCUUUGGGUCUUCUAAAAUUUUUUUGGUGAAUCUUAGCUUCCUAGGUAAGAACUGGCAAAACAACACUUUUGUUCGGGAAGAAGCAGAAUGUAUUCUUUGGAUGUAUGUGUAACUUUUCCAGAAUCCUAUAGUGGCAUUAGUCGUCAUAAAAUGACAACAAAAGUACCUACCUACCACAAAUCCAAUUUCCGAAAAUAUCUGGUACAAAUCCCUUAUCAAAGAUCAAGUAGUAUGAAAAUGCUUUCAAAGCAAAACCUGUUGAAAUCUAUCUCCUCUUUUAUAUUUAAAGUUUCAUCGUCUGGCUGAGGUAUUGAGCAUGAAGAACUAGAAAACUAAGGUUGAGAAACCAUGAUUCAAUUUAAGAGGAAAAUAUGAAAUAUAUUUGACACACUAGUACAAAAGUGAUUAAUUAAUUAAAACUCUGUCAUGCACCUUUUCAAAAUAUAAAAAAUAAAUGACUAGUCUUAAGACUUUUAUAAAGAUGUAGAAUGUUAUUCAAAAGAACCAAAAUAUGCUAAGUAUCUUCAAAUAUCGGAAAUUCUAAUUAAGAAAAAAAUAUAAACAAGGCAAUUUUGGUACGUUACAACUCCCCCUCUCCUACGACAGGGGGAAAACUCUUCAGAUAAUAGGCUUAGCAAAUCUAAAUCACUAAGAUAUAACGAGAACUAGGUAACUUUGCUCUGAUGUAUAAGGCAGUACGAGUCUCUGUUUGAUUCCACUUUCUUGUAGAAUUUUUCUAGCUUGACCAUUGUUAAAUUCUCCAUUAUUAUCUGAGAGUAGCUCUUUUACUGUAUGUCCUACUGUUUUCACUUCAAUUAACAUAAUUGUCAGUUUUUCCGCAAGUUCAGAUUUUUCUUUCAGAAAGUAAACAUAACGAUAUCGACUGAAAUCAUCCUUGAAGACCACGAAGUAUCUAUAGCCACUUUUGGAUUCAAAAGGCCCACAAACAUCUGUGUGUAAGAGUUCUCCUGGUACUUUCUCUCAUUCCAAACUUUUUCCUGUGCAUUUUACCAUAAAGACAACCCUCACAUAUUUUGCUGUCUAAGGUCACUCUGAGGUCAAACUCACGACUCAAAAUAUCUCUGAUGUGCCGUUUGUUUUGAUGACCAAAGCAUUCAUGGUAUAGUUGCAAUAAGUUAUCAUUUGAAACUAUGUUGAUUUGAGCUGUUUCCUUUCGCUUUAUGAUCUGCAAUGCUAAUUUGUACAGUCCUCCAAAUCUACUUCUUCCACCUGUCAAGUGUCAGUAUGGUUUCAUGCACAAACUUUGAUGUAGGCUGUAAAUCUUGUGCAUGUAAAUCCGAAAAUAAAUUAUUUUCAAUCAGAGGAACGUACCAUACGUCUGAUAACGUCAAAACAUCUUCUCUGUCUUGAAUUUUUGUUUGUACCAGAAUGUUUCCUUUUCCAAUUGCUCUAACCAUUUCUCCAUUCGCUACUGUCGUUAUGGUGUGUGUAUCUUGAAAAUAUUCAAAUGUUUCAAAGAUUUGUAAUAUGACUUGUAGCCCCAUUAUCCACAAACUAGCUAUUCUCCUCACAUUUGCUAAAUAAGACACUACUUGUUAAAGCAACUAACAUCAUGUUUGCAUCCUUAUUUUUCUGUGUUCUGUUAUUUUUUGAAUUUGAGCUUUCUGUUUUUGGAGGUCUAUCAUUUUCUUUCCAUUUAAUACAUUGUUAGACCUUAUGUCUUCCUCUUUUGCAAUAAUUGCAAAAUAGUUUUCUAUUAUUGAUGGAGCUGCUUCUAUUUUCUGCAAGUAACGCCUUCUGAUGACUUUCAUUAUUCUUGUCUGAUAAUCCCUUCUCAUGAGAACAAAGCUGAUUUGUUAAAUUGUCCAUAGUCCUGUCAGAUUUCGACAUUAACAUCCAACUUGACUUGAAGGAAAAGUAGUCUUGGGGUAGAGUUUCUGAAAUCUCACAGACUAAUAGCAACUCAGGUAACUCACAAUUACAUGUUUUAUUUGUAAUGAUUUUGUCCUUUGAUAACCGCUUUUGUAGCUCAUUCCACAGGCUCUUGCUUAGACGUGUGAGUUACCAUAUCAUCUCCAACUUUCUUCUUAUAGUUAAAAAAUUCUAAGCAAACAUCAUAGGUUGUGUCCUCGACAUUGCCAUCAAAGAGCCUAUUCAAUUCAACCCACACUUCUCUUGAUGUAGAAAACGUGAUAACUUUUUGUAAGGUAUCUUGUGUCAUAUUUAUCGUAAGAGCAAGAAGUGCAUUACAAUAUGCAGUAUUGAAACUCACCAGGCUUGCCUCAUGCGCAGCAUUUUCAACUGCUACUGCAUUUUCUUUCAAAACUGGGAGCACCAACUUUCCUUCCAAAAUAUCAACGGCAUUUGGAAUACCUCUUAGAAGAUUGUUCAUUUUGUAUUUCUAUGUGGUCCAAUUAGCUUUACCUUCCAGUCAUCCUGUAUGAACUUUGCUUGGAUCCAUCCUUCAAAGUUCAAUUACUAAUUUUCCUUACUGAUUCAGCCCUUGAUAUUCCUAAUUUUGCUCGCCUCUUUCACCCACGCUCUGCUACCAUGUUAAAGUUUGAGAAACCAUGAUUCAAAUUAAGAUAGAUAAUUAGUUGACACACUAAUACAAAAGUGAUUAAUUAAUUAACACUCUGUCAUACACCUUUUUAAAAUAUAAAAAAUUAAUGACUGGUCUUCCAUAAAGAUGUAGAAUGUUUUUCAAAAGAACCAAGAUAUGCUAAGUAUCUUUAAAUAUCGAAAAUUCUAAAUAAGAAAAAAGUAGAAACAAGGCAAUUUUGGUACGUUACAACUCCCCCUCUCCUACGACAGGGGGAAAACUCUUCCGAUGAUAAGCUUAGCAAAUCUAAACCACCAAGAUAUAACGAGAACUAGGUAACCGUAAAGAUGUAGAAUGUUUUUCUACACAACCAAGUAUCUUCAAAUAUUGAAAAUUCCAAAUAAGAAAAAAGUAUAAACAAGGCAAUUUCGGUACGUUACAACUCCCCCUCUCCUACGACAGGGGGAAAUCUCUUCCAAUGAUAAGCUUAGCAAUAGCAAAUCUAAACCACCAAGAUAUAACGAGAACUAGGUAACCAUAAAGAUGUAGAAUGUUCUUCAAAAGAACCAAGAUAUGCUUAGUAUCUUCAAAUAUCGAAAAUUCUAAAUAAGAAAAAAGUAGAAACAAGGCAAUUUUGGUACGUUACAACUCCCCCUUUCCUACGACAGGGGGAAAACUCUUCCGACGAUAAGCUUAGCAAAUCUAAACCACCAAGAUAUAACGAGAACUAGGUAACCAUAAAGAUGUAGAAUGUUGUUCAACAGAACCAAGAUAUGCUAAGUAUCUUCAAAUAUUGAAAAUUCUAAAUAAGAAAAAAGUAGAAACAAGGCAAUUUUGGUACGUUACAACUCCCCCUCUCCUACGACAGGGGGAAAACUCUUCCAAUCAUAAGCUUAGCAAUAGCAAAUCUAAACCACCAAGAUAUAACGAGAACUAGGUAACCAUAAAGAUGUAAAAUGUUGUUCAACAGAACCAAGAUAUGCUAAGUAUCUUCAAAUAUUGAAAAUUCUAAAUAAGAAAAAAGUAUAAACAAGGCAAUUUUGGUACGUUACAACUCCCCCUUUUCUACGACAGGGGGAAAACUCUUCAGAUGAUAAGCUUAGCAAAUCUAAACCACCAAGAUAUAAGAGAACUAUGUAACCAUAAAGAUGUAGCAUGUUCUUCAACAGAACCAAGAUAUGCUAACUAUCUUCAAAUAUUGAAAAUUCUAAAUAAGAAAAAAGGAUAAACAAGGCAAUUUUGGUACGUUACAACUCCCCCUCUCCUACGACAGGGGGAAAACUCCUCCGAUGAUAAGCUUAGCAAGCCUAAACCACCAAGAUAUAACGAGAACUAAGUAACCAUAAAGAUGUAGAAUUUUCUUCAACAGAACCAAAAUAUGCUGAGUAUCUUCAAAUAUCGAAAAUUCUAAAUAAGAAAAAAAGUAUAAACAAGGCAAUUUUGGUACGUCACAACUCCCCCUCUCCUACGACAGGGGGAAAACUCUUCCGAUGAUAAGCUUAGCAAGCCUAAACCACCAAGAUAUAACGAGAACUAGGUAAGUUUUUGAGAUUAUUUUUCUCUUUAUUGAUUAAUGCUGGUAGGUACGCCUUCUGUCAUCCCGAAAAUAAUCUCCAGCAAUUUCCCUUGGCCACAUUUCCCACAAAUAAUUUUUACGGCAAGAAAUACAGCCAGUGACUGUUCUCAGUUGCACCUACGAUGGAGUUAAUUUCAAACUAUCUUGUACAAUGGAAAAUUGUAUCUUCUUUUGCUUCAAUAAAUCUAAAACUAUAAAAACACAGAUCAUAUCCUUUCUUGUUAUCACUCUGCUUUAAGCUCUAUCUACACCUAAAAACGCCUGAUUUAGCCGUAACACAAAAAAACUCUCAAUUUCGCGCGUGCGUCGUCCAAGCUGAAAUACGAAUAGUUAUUUAUGUUUUUUCGUUGGAUUCCAACAUGAUCGCAUAUAUAAAUAUAUAUAGUAGUAGAUAUAUAUUAAAAAUUUUAACUAUUAGGUUUAACGUAUCCAAAAUAACUCAAAAAUGGGAAACGCCACUCGGUUGGCGUGACCUGCCUCGCAUUAAAAAGUGAGUUUUCUUGGAACAAAAAAUGUGUGAUUGUUGAAUAUAGAAUUUGCUGAAUCAUACGGUAAUUGGCGCUUGUCUUAUAACUUUCUGAUGCAUUACAUUUCAUUGUAACCAAAUCAAUCUCUAAGCCGGAAAGUUCUUUGACACGCUUGCAGCGGAUUACAAUCCGUCAAAUUAUAAAAUUUAUACGAUUAUUAUUAAUAUUCACAAGCUGAAGUUUUUGCUUUUUGUGGAUAUGUUUUUUCGAUGUGUUCUAUUAUUAUAGGUGGCCUUCGUUGCCCCCGAAAAAAUAAAUCUAGUUCCUACCGUUUCAUAUCUAUUCUAUCUUUUAUAUAGGCUUCAUUAUUGAUAUACAAUUUUUUUUGUAUAUUUGUUUAUUCUCUGUUGAUCUGUUUAAAUAAAUGAUAUUUUGUUUAAUUCUUUUGUAAUAAUUUUGAGGCUCUCUAUGAAUUGUGUUACUGACAUGUAGGUACUCAUAUCUAAUGGUUUUUUUUUUCUUUAUUAACACCUUUUUUCUUUUCUUUUCAAGAUAUUAACACUCUUUCAUUUAUUACUAACCAAGAUGCUUAUAAAAUAACUCCUAGCCUAGUAGAUUUCAAAAAAAUUAUAUUUGAAUUUGUUUCACUUUACGUUUGCUUUAAAUUGCACAUGCAGUUUUAAAUAUUACAAUUUUUAGUUUACCUAUUUUGUAAAAAGCCAGUAAAUUUAGGUGCUUUUUGUACAUAAGCAUCUUUGUAUAUUAUUUUUUGAAAAAUGUCAUUAAUUUUUAGGUGUUAAUAUCUUGUAGGAUUUCAUUUUAAUUUUAAUUUUUUUUUAGAAAUUGUUAUUUUUCAUCAAUUUCAAAAGACUUUUAUAUAUUAUUUGAGAAGUGAUUUUUAGUUUUAUAAGGUUCUAGAAUAUUUAGCCUAUUUAUUCUCGUUUUUGUGAUGUAAAUAGGAUUUUUUUUUUUUAGUUUAGUUAAUUUAAAUGAAUAUAUUUUUUAUUUUUGAUUCUCAUUAUUUUGUAUUUUUGGGGUUGUUAUUUUAUGAAGAAAAGAAGUGAAUGAAAAUUGAUAUUAUCUGCUCAUAGUUUUUCUCACUUUGGGUAUUUUCAUUAGCCUUCUUUUUUUUCAUAAUCAAUUUUGUUUAAGAAUAACUUUUUAUUUUUGGAUAUUACUCUCGCAAUUUUGUUUUAAUAGCUGAAUACUAAUAAUAAUAGUUAAAAAAUCAAGUAGCAAAAUGUCCAAAUUUCUUUUUUUCAAAAACAAAUUUUUAAAAAACUCACAGGGUAAAACUAUUGUUUAUAACAUUGAUAAAAAAAUAAACAUUAAAACGCUCUUUUUAAAGAAAAACUAUAUAACAGGCAUUACUAAUAAUUUGAAAAAAACAUUAUUGUUAACGUCAACAAAAGAAAAAAAAAAGGAAAUUACGGACAUUUUGCGUACGCUCUCUAAAAUAUCUAAUAGGUAAAUGUUUGUAUCCUACGGCUUAAAUGCCGCCUCUCAAUUUGUGAGUGUAUAUGAAAGUCAAAAUAAACUAAAUAGU